AUGAACUCAAGUACCGAUUCUUACAGUGAUAGUGACGACAGUUUGUUGGCAUACAGUACAUCCUCAUCUGAGACUGAUGAUGAGAUUGAUGUAACUAAAUGGACAACUACUCCAACAAUCAAUAGAGAUCCAUUUCAGUUAGUUGGCAACCGUGAAGUUUUAGUCGAAAAAGCACAAAGUCCUAUUGAUUUCUGGAAUCAUGUUUUUCCUCAGCAUCUCGUACAAAUAAUUGUUCAUGAGACAAAUCAAUACGCUGAAAAUAUAUGCAAUGAGCCUCAUUCUCGACGUUCACGCGUGAACCAAUGGGAGAGAACCAGUAUUGAAGAAUUUAAUGUUUUCCUUAGUUUACUGAUAUUACAGGAAAUUAUAAAGAAACCAGAGCUUCAAAUGUACUUCACAACUGAUGAGUUAUUAGCUACGCCGAUUUUCAACAAAAUUAUGACAGUCGACAGGUUUCAGUUGUUACUUAAGAUGUUACAUUUUCAAACCGAUCAAGAUUCAGACAACACAUUGAAAAAGAUUGUGCCAGUUGUUGAGAUUUUACGUUCAUCAUUCAAGAGACUCUACAGACCAGGAAGAGUUUUGAAUGUUGAUGAAAGUUUACAUUUAUAUAAGGGCCGUCUAUUUUGA
This is a messenger RNA of Adineta ricciae, 630 nucleotides long. Lineage: Eukaryota; Metazoa; Rotifera; Eurotatoria; Adinetida; Adinetidae. The record is from the annotation of a GenBank genome assembly.